AUGGCGCCUCCUCCACCUGUGACGCCAUCUCCUCAUCGAUUCGUGAUCAAGAAGCAAGCCCCUGCAAGAAACGCCCCUCUACUGCCUGAGCAAACACCGCGUCCCAGUACCCAGCUUUUCAAUGCCACUCCACGGUUCACCUUCUCUUCAACGCCCAGGCCUACAGCAACACCGACUGCGCCUACGCCUACACCAUAUUCAUCGCGUUAUGUGACUCCAGCGCGCCAAAUCCCCAAGGAGGAAGACAUUAUCGACUCUUCGUCGGAUGACAUCCUGGAAGAUGUGCAGCAAUCAAUCGAGACGCAGGAUCGAAAUAUAGAUCCGGGAUACCUAUCGACGGAUGUGGAGGAUGAUUACAAUAUAGAAGAACGCAGCCCGAAGCGUAUGCGGCUCUCAUCUUCUCCAGUCCCCCAAGAGAAUGAUCAAGCUCUGGAACAGCAAGAGAAUAUUACUUCUGACGAGUCCUCUCCCGUCCCUUCUCUCUCCUCUCCUCCUGCAGCGCGUCCCCCCGUCUCCUCGACAGCACCGCGAUUCCUGCCCUCAACACGAGUACCACAAUCUACACCUCAGCCAAGCCAGACCACAUUUCUCAAACCCCCUAGGUUUCGACCACCAGACAUCCCCGAACAAGCACAAUCGAAUACAGACCCGCUCCCCGAGCAAUUCUCGCCGCAUAGACGGGGUCAGAAGUAUGUGCCAGGAGGCUUGGCUGCUGAGGUCAGAGACUGGUUGGUCAAUAUUGAGUCUGCAAUACCCUGGAAUUCGGCACAGAAGAAAGAUGGUGCAUGGCUUGUGAAGAUUAUGGCCGAUGAGGUUAGUGGUGGUGGAAGAGCGGGAAUGACACUGGUGAGGGGUAAACAAGUCCAAUCUGGUGACUUGGAGGGCACUAUUACUACUAUGGGAGAAAGAAAGAUCGUUUUGGCGGGACAGGGAGAGGGCACCGGUUUGCAGAAGGGCAGUGAAGUCGAGGUGGGAUCAAUUGUCGGAAUCAAAGGUCCGGUAUGGGAGGUGGUGAUAGAAGGGGAGAAAUGGGGAGUUGGGGUUGAUUGGAAGGUUUUGCCUUGA
This is a messenger RNA of Amorphotheca resinae ATCC 22711, 1065 nucleotides long. RefSeq lists its product as hypothetical. The transcript has 2 exons. The record is from RefSeq and is a predicted model, not a curated record. NCBI's taxonomy places the organism in Eukaryota, Fungi, Ascomycota, Leotiomycetes, Helotiales, Amorphothecaceae. Bases 1 to 1065 code for a protein of 354 amino acids.